Penicillium taxi is the source of this 198-nucleotide messenger RNA. RefSeq lists its product as uncharacterized. Bases 1 to 198 code for a protein of 65 amino acids. The transcript is spliced from 2 exons. Lineage: Eukaryota; Fungi; Ascomycota; Eurotiomycetes; Eurotiales; Aspergillaceae. The record is from RefSeq and is a predicted model, not a curated record.
AUGGGCUUGGGUUUGAAACAGCUUCUCUAUGUAUUCGAUAUGGAAGGCGAAAGCGGUCACUACUGUAUGCACGUUGACACAGUUGUUCUUCUGGGACCUGAUGGGUUCGCCCAAACAAUUAUUCAUACCCCAUUCCAUUCUGUCAUACAAUACCGCCUUGACCACUACGGUAAUUACUCAGGUGAGAUCAAGCUCUAG